Gadus macrocephalus (Pacific cod) is the source of this 5025-nucleotide messenger RNA. Its product is annotated as CCR4-NOT transcription complex subunit 3-like. NCBI's taxonomy places the organism in Eukaryota, Metazoa, Chordata, Actinopteri, Gadiformes, Gadidae. Gene Ontology annotation, biological process: regulation of DNA-templated transcription; nuclear-transcribed mRNA poly(A) tail shortening; regulation of stem cell population maintenance. The record is from RefSeq and is a predicted model, not a curated record. Gene Ontology annotation, cellular component: CCR4-NOT core complex; nucleus; P-body. The transcript is spliced from 19 exons. The coding region runs from base 204 to 2873 and encodes 889 amino acids.
UCCAUCAGGGAGGAGGAGGAGGAGGUCCUGGCACUGGCAGCCAUCUUGGAUGUGCGGGCUGAUUGUUUAGUGAAAAGAAUCGGGAGUAAAGCACAUAAAGACCGAAAACAGCCGCAGCUACCGGAGGACCGACACCAGAAGACAAACACACGGACCCGGGCUGACCCAGUGAAGGCAUGAGGACAUCAGCCUAGUCAUCAGUCAUGGCCGAUAAACGAAAACUCCAAGGUGAAAUAGAUCGAUGUUUGAAAAAGGUAGCGGAGGGGGUGGAGCAGUUUGAAGACAUCUGGCUGAAGGUACGCGGAGGUCGCGUCGAGCUGCACAACGCCGCAAACGCCAACCAGAAGGAGAAAUAUGAAGCAGACCUCAAGAAGGAGAUCAAGAAACUACAGCGGCUGCGGGACCAGAUCAAGACGUGGGUCGCAUCCAACGAGAUCAAAGACAAACGGCAGCUCGUCGAGAACCGCAAACUCAUAGAAACGCAAAUGGAGCGCUUCAAGGUGGUGGAGCGUGAGACCAAGACGAAGGCCUACUCCAAGGAAGGCCUGGGGCUCGCCCAGAAGGUGGACCCCGCCCAGAAGGAGAAGGAGGAGGUCGGCACCUGGCUGACGAACACCAUCGACACGCUGAACAUGCAGGUGGACCAGUACGAGAGCGAGGUGGAGUCGCUCUCCGUCCAGACACGCAAGAAGAAGGGCGAGAAGGAGCAGCAGGAGCGCAUCGAGGAGCUGAAGCAGUUUGUGGAGAAGCACCGCUACCACAUCCGCAUGCUGGAAACCAUCCUGCGCAUGCUGGACAACCACUCCAUCCAGGUGGACUCCAUCCGGAAGAUCAAGGACGACGUGGAGUACUACCUGGACUCCUCCCAGGACCCGGACUUUGAGGAGAACGAGUUCCUGUACGACGACCUGGACCUGGACGAGAUCCCCACCGCCCUGCUGGCCACCUCCCCCCCCGGCACCACCCUGGAGGACGAGAUCCUGCAGCACUCGAGCAGCACGCCGACCUCCACCACCUCCUCCUCCCCCACGCCGCCCUCCCCGGCCACCUGCACCACGGAGAACUCGGAGGACGACAAGAAGAGAGGCCGCUCCACAGACAGCGAGGUCAGCCAGUCUCCUGUGAAGAACGGCAACCCGUCCUCCUCGUUCUCCUCGUCCUCCUCGUCCUCCUCGUCCUCGUCCUCCGCCUCGGGCCCCGCCUCCUCCUCGGGCCCCGCCUCCUCCUCGUUGGUCUCCCUGGCGGGGGCCGGGGGGGGCAACACCCUGCUGGGCAGCAUGGGCGGCCUUCUGUCCAGCAGCCUGGCCAGCAGCUACAGCAACGCCACACAGCAGCCGCCCCACCCCUCCACCCAGCAGCACCACCUGCCCAAGAACCCCUCCUCCGCCUCCACCUCCUCCGGCCUCCACCACCCCGGCUCCUCCGCCGCCUCCGCCUCUCCCCCCAACGCCAUCACCCAGCCCCAGGCCUCGCCGGCCUCCAUGCCCACCAACAGCCUGGGGCUCAGUUUGGGCAUGGGCCUGGGGAAGGGCUCCGGGCCGGGCCGCGGCGACGCCAGCAGCCCCGUGUCGUCGGGCGGCAUGGCGGGCCUCAUCUCGGGCUCCACGCCGGCGCCCUACGCCCAGGCCGCCGCCGCCUCGGGCCCGGUGGGCGGGGGCCUGCUGGGCGGGGUCUCCUCGGCCCCGGGGGCGGCGGGGGGUGGCUGCAGCAUCACGGUGGGGGGCCCCACCUCCACCACGGGGGGGCUGCUGGGGACCUCGCCGGGCGGGGGCGGCGGGCUGCUGGGCCUGGGGUCCGGCCCGCUGGGGGGGCAGGCCGGCUCCUCCAUGGGGAGCAUGGCCCCCGGGGGCGGCGUGGGGGUCAUCGGCAGCGGAGGGGGCGGAGCUGUGGGCAGCGCAGUGGGCGGAGUCACAGGCAGCUCUCUGCUCUCCAAUCGACCGCCCAGCCGGCAGAAACAGAACGGAGGUUACAGUGCCGUGGUGUCAGACAGCACGCAGGACUCUGUCCUCACCAGUGCCAGCCAAUCACAGAGCAGCCAGCCUUCCUGUUUGACCUCCACAGCCAAUCAGCUUAAGGACAGCGGCCCCAGCCUCUUGGGGUCCCUCACCCUGGCCUCCUGCUCUGCGUCUCCUCUCUGCUACACGGAGGCGCACUCGUCUGGAAGCAGCCCCCUCCUCAACGGGCCCCUGUCCUACCCCCAGGCCUCUGACAUCAUCAAGCCCCAGGAGUCGAUGAGCAGUCUGAAGACCAUGGCCCAUCAGGCGGCCCUCAGCUCUGGGAUCGAGACGGACAUGUCCUCCCUCCACCUCAACACUGACGUGUUCCCCAGCACGACGGCCCCCUCAGGACCCCCCUCCGGGCCCCAGACCUCCCUGUCGGAGGUGAGCAUCCCGCCCUCGCUGGGCGUGUGCCCCCUGGGGCCCGUGGCGCUGUCCAAGGAGCAGCUCUACCAGCAGGCCAUGGAGGAGGCCGCCUGGACGCACAUGCCCCACCCCUCCGACUCCGAGAGGAUCAGGCAGUACCUGAUGAGGAACCCGUGCCCCACGCUGCCCUUCCACCACCAGGUUCCGCCGCCGCACUCGGACUCGGUGGAGUUCUACCAGCGGCUCUCCACCGAGACGCUCUUCUUCAUCUUCUACUACCUGGAGGGAACGAAGGCUCAGUAUUUGGCAGCGAAGGCCUUGAAGAAGCAGUCGUGGAGGUUCCACACCAAGUACAUGAUGUGGUUCCAGCGCCACGAGGAACCAAAGACCAUCACGGACGAGUUUGAACAGGGGACCUACAUCUACUUCGACUACGAGAAGUGGGGCCAGCGGAAGAAGGAGGGCUUCACCUUCGAGUACCGCUACCUGGAGGACCGCGACCUCCAGUGAGACCUGGUCCCGGUCCCGGUCCCCUGGUCCCGGUCCUGAUCCCGGUCCCGGUCUCCCGGUCCUGGUCCGACUUAUGCUGACAUUCCUGAUGGAGCCCCUCCCCCACGCAGGGCGGGUUCUGAGACGUGGAAGCCCCCCCCCCCCCCCCCCCCCUCCUGUUUAAUGAUGUUUUUUUACCCCCCGCCCUCUGGAAGAACUCUACCACACACCCUCCUCCUACUCCUCCUCCGUUGGACUUUGAUUUGCUAGUCUGGCUCCCCCCCCCCCCCCCCCCCUUCUGAACCAAAGAUGAUUGGUCACCGCGCAAAGUACGCCCCACCCCCUUCGCUUGACUGGCCGCAGGGUGGUCCAAUGGUCAGUGCGUCCAUAGCUCCUCCUCCUCAUCUUAACGCCAUGGGCCGCGGCUAGGCUCCUUCAGCCAGUCCCUGCCCCCUCACAGGCCCCGCCCCCUCUCAGGCCCCGCCCCCUCACAGGCCCCGCCCUCCCCAGGUGCUCCCCUCCAAAGGAAAAACGCAGUGUCCAAUGGGAGCACUGCGUCCCUCUGGAGUCAACCAGCCAAUAGGGCGGGGUCUCAUCGUCUGCACUGAACUGCUGUCCGUCAAAGGGCUCAGUGGGGGGGGGGGUCCCCAGGCCUCCACCCCCGAGGCCCCCCUCCCCAUCCCGCCCUCAGUGAGCCAAACACCAAGACACCUGGGGGCCGCUAACACACCUAGCCCCCAGGGCGGGGGGCCGCUAACACACCUAGCCCCCAGGGCGGGGGCCGCUAACACACCUAGCCCCCAGGGCGGGGGCCGCUAACACACCUAGCCCCCAGGGCGGGGGCCGCUAACACACCUAGCCCCCAGGGCGGGGGCCGCUAACACACCUAGCCCCCAGGGCGGGGGCCGCUAACACCUAGCACGAGGGAGUCUCCCCGUCAGUAGGAGGAACGAUGAAUCAUGAAUCCCCCCAGCAGAGCUCAGCUGACUUCAGGGCCAGAGAGAGCUCCAGGGCUUCCUGUAGGGGAAAGCAUCACAAAUCGAAAGGGCCAAUCAUCCCGAAACCUUCUGUGACUGGACAGGAUCGAGACAAGCCCCCCCCCCUUCUCUACAGUUCCUUACCGACGUCACAACUGUCACAUCCAUUGCCAAGUCAACCUGUUGUAAAUUACUUAACACACACACACACACACACACACACACACACACACACACACACACACACACACACACACACACACACACACACACACACACACACACACACACACACACACACACGCACAAAGAUCACUGCCCAGUAAAAACACACAAAGUCCACUGCCCAGUGACUACAAUAGCGCAUCCAAAACUAAAACCACACUUCUGAAUCCACUCCCUUUGACUGCAUUAAUCAUUAUGGCAAACAGAAUCACAAUAAGGUUUGGCCAAGAUACCGUCUGCUCUGUAAGCUCCUCCCUUCCUGUCUCCCUUCUUAUCUCCCCCCUCUCCCCCUCUGUGUUACUCCAGGUCGAUGUUUCCUUCGUUCUCAGGAAGUGGUUAACAUAAUAAAUGAGGAAAUGUACCAGCAGCUGCUGUCACUACAGCACAGAACCACAGCCCCCCCCCCCCCCUCCCCCAGCAUCACUUUCCCGCCUAAAGUAGCUUAUUUUUUUCCUAGCCCAGCUAGCUAAUGUUCCAACGGCCUUUUCAUUUCAUCUGUCUUUUGUAAAAUGAUUAUUAUCCUCCAUUGUUCGGAGCAAAACCUGUAAGAGAGACGUCGUACUGUUCGUAUAAUGAGACGUUUCUAAGGGGUCGGAUUUUAGACACAAUGGUCCCGUGGGGUCUCUCUUCAGGUUUGUAAGCCGGUUGUUUUACGGAAAAAUAGAGCGAUUCACUCGACCAACGGUCCGGCUUUUAAUGUUUCAUUUAGCACAUUUUGGCGAGCAAAAUCAAAGAGGUCCAGACGGUUCGAGAGCCGCCAGGUGAACUCGGGCUAGGCCUCAGCAGACCGCAUAGAGACUCUAGUUUUUCAACCUCUCCUUUUUGUUUUUCUUUUUUUGUUUGUUGUCGUCAUGACGGCAUUGAAAAAAUGACACUUGUGAAGUGUCCGUGGAGGAAAAAACAAAGUAAAUAAUGACUUAAAAUGAAUAAAGGAUUGUAAAAUAUUAUUAAAAGAAUUACUUUUCAGAAGA